Ricinus communis (castor bean) is the source of this 3928-nucleotide messenger RNA. Its product is annotated as probable LRR receptor-like serine/threonine-protein kinase IRK. The record is from RefSeq and is a predicted model, not a curated record. Gene Ontology annotation, biological process: protein phosphorylation. The coding region runs from base 609 to 3500 and encodes 963 amino acids. NCBI's taxonomy places the organism in Eukaryota, Viridiplantae, Streptophyta, Magnoliopsida, Malpighiales, Euphorbiaceae. Gene Ontology annotation, molecular function: protein binding; ATP binding; protein kinase activity. The transcript is spliced from 2 exons.
AUUACACCUCUUUCCCCCCCCACCCCCCUCCUUCUCUCUCUCUCUCUCUCUCCCAGUUUCCACAGCUCACUCACUCUUGCCGGUGACUCCUACCGGAGCCCUAACUUCUUUCACUGGACUUGGGCCAACCAGUGGUGUCUUAGCCGGGGCUUGAAAUGCCAUUGUGCUUGCAGCUUUAUAGUUCUCAGAUCGAAGCUUCUUAUAAGUCUUCCCUGUUCUCUUCAAGCUCUUGAAUUCAAGGAAAGCUUUCUGGGUUUCUCGCACUCUUAUCUAGCAAAUAGUACCCAUAAAUUAUUUUUCUUAUUUUGUCUUCAUUUGAGCUUCAUUUCUUGGUCUUUCAUUUUGGUAGCUGUUUUCUUUUUGGUAUUCUUCUUUGUCUCUCUGGUCUAAAUCUAGCCGUUGACAAGAAAAAAGAGAACCCUUUUUGACAUUUUUCCAUUUUUUUCCCUUGAAAUUCUUGGUGAAGUAGUGAAUUUUUAGCCUUUGAACCCAACAAGCUCUUAUUUUUAUCUUCUAUUCUUCUCCUCCAUCCCUGUGUUUUUUUUAGCUAAACUUAAAUGGGUUGCUAAUGAUUCUUUGAUUUCCUUGUUAAAGAAGCAAAGCUUGCAAUGGUGAAAACAAAAGAGCUUCUAAGCUUAUUUGCAUUGUUAGGUUUUGUUUUACAGUGUGUGGGAUCUUUAACCCCAUCUCUAAACGAUGACGUGUUGGGUCUAAUUGUGUUCAAGGCAGACCUUCAAGAUCCAAAGGGAAAGCUUUCAUCUUGGAACCAAGAUGAUGAUACCCCUUGCAACUGGGUUGGUGUCAAAUGCAACCCAAGAUCCAACAGGGUCACUGAGCUCACUCUUGAUGACUUCUCUCUUUCGGGUCGGAUCGGACGUGGCCUCUUACAGCUCCAGUUUCUUCACAAGCUUUCACUUGCAAGAAACAACCUUUCUGGCAACAUUAGUCCUAAUCUUGCUCGGCUUGCAAACCUUAGGAUCAUUGAUUUGAGUGAGAAUAGUCUUUCUGGGCCUAUCCCAGAUGACUUUUUCCAGCAAUGUGGGUCUUUACGAGUCAUUUCUUUGGCUAAGAAUAAGUUUUCAGGCAAGAUUCCAGCUUCUUUGGGUUCAUGUGCUACACUUGCUUCUGUAGAUUUGAGUUCAAAUCAGUUUUCAGGUUCUCUGCCUCCUGGGAUUUGGGGUUUGAGCGGUCUAAGGUCACUUGAUUUAUCCAAUAAUUUAUUGGAAGGUGAAAUUCCUAAAGGGAUUGAAGUUUUGAACAAUUUGAGAGGUAUUAAUCUGAGUAAAAAUCAGUUUACUGGGAUAGUUCCCGAUGGGAUUGGAAGCUGUUUGUUGUUGAGGUCUAUUGAUUUAAGUGGGAAUUCUCUUUCUGGGGAGUUUCCAGAAACAAUGCAGAAGCUUAGUUUAUGCAAUUUUAUGAGCUUAAGCAACAACUUGUUAACUGGUGAAGUUCCAAACUGGAUUGGAGAAAUGAAACGCCUCGAGACUUUGGAUAUUUCUGGGAAUAAGAUUUCUGGUCAGAUUCCAACUUCAAUUGGGAAUCUUCAAUCACUCAAGGUGUUGAAUUUUUCAUCUAAUGAUUUAAGUGGGAGCUUGCCAGAAUCUAUGGCCAACUGUGGUAGCCUUUUGGCUUUGGAUUUGAGCAGAAAUUCAAUGAAUGGUGACCUUCCUGCAUGGGUUUUCAGUCCGGGCUUGGAAAAGGUUCUGCAUUUGGAUAGCAAGCUUGGUGGGAGUUUCAACUCAGUUCCAAAGCUCCAAGUUUUGGAUUUAUCAGAGAACGAAUUUUCUGGUAAAAUUGCAUCUUCCAUAGGGGUUUUGAGCAGCUUGCAGUUCUUGAAUCUAUCAGGGAACUCUCUGGAGGGCCCUCUUCCAGGGACUAUUGGUGAUUUAAAGGAGUUGGAUGUUCUUGAUUUGAGUGGGAAUAGCUUAAAUGGGAGUAUUCCUCUGGAAAUUGGUGGAGCUUUUUCUUUGAAGGAAUUGAGGCUGGAAAGGAACUUACUGUCAGGGCAAAUUCCUAGCUCGGUUGGGAACUGUACUUCACUAACUACGAUGAUCCUCUCCCGGAACAACUUGACCGGACUAAUACCUGCAGCAAUAGCAAAACUUACAAGCCUAAAAGAUGUGGACUUGUCUUUUAACAGCCUCACUGGUGGCCUACCCAAGCAGUUGGCUAACCUUCCCAAUCUGUCCUCCUUUAACAUUUCCCACAACCAGUUGCAAGGUGAACUACCUGCUGGUGGUUUCUUUAACACCAUAUCGCCAUAUUCUGUCUCUGGCAAUCCGUCCCUCUGUGGUGCUGCAGUCAACAAGUCUUGCCCUGCAGUCCUUCCAAAGCCUAUUGUUCUUAAUCCUAACUCUUCCUCUGACUCUGCUCCGGGCGAGAUUCCACAAGAUAUUGGUCACAAAAGAAUCAUCCUAAGCAUAUCUGCUCUUAUUGCUAUUGGUGCAGCUGCUGUCAUUGUUGUCGGUGUUAUUGCUAUCACUCUCCUUAAUCUCCGUGUUCGCUCAUCAACCUCUCGAUCUGCAGCUGCCCUUACAUUUUCUGCUGGUGAUGACUUUAGCCAUUCCCCCACUACGGAUGCCAAUUCUGGCAAGCUUGUCAUGUUUUCAGGUGACCCUGACUUCAGCACUGGAGCUCAUGCUCUGCUUAAUAAGGAUUGUGAACUUGGGCGUGGUGGGUUUGGAGCAGUCUAUCGAACUGUUCUUAGAAAUGGGCAUCCAGUUGCCAUCAAGAAGCUCACUGUCUCAAGUCUUGUUAAAUCUCAGGAUGAUUUUGAAAGGGAGGUUAAGAAAUUGGGAAAAGUUAGACACCAAAAUCUUGUGGGACUUGAAGGUUACUACUGGACUCCAUCCUUACAGCUUCUAAUAUAUGAAUUUGUCUCUGGAGGGAGUUUGUAUAAGCAUCUCCAUGAAGGUUCAGGUGGUCAUUUUCUUUCAUGGAAUGAGAGGUUCAAUAUAAUUCUUGGGACGGCUAAAAGCUUGGCUCAUUUGCACCAAUCGAACAUCAUCCACUAUAACAUAAAAUCAAGCAAUGUCCUUCUUGACAGUUCGGGUGAACCAAAAGUUGGAGAUUAUGGCCUGGCUAGGUUGUUGCCAAUGCUAGACCGCUAUGUCUUAAGCAGCAAGAUUCAGAGCGCACUAGGCUACAUGGCACCUGAGUUUGCUUGUAGAACAGUAAAGAUAACUGAGAAAUGUGAUGUCUACGGGUUUGGGGUUUUGGUUUUGGAGAUUGUUACUGGGAAGAGGCCUGUCGAGUACAUGGAAGAUGAUGUAGCGGUGCUCUGUGACAUGGUCAGAGGAACAUUAGAGGAAGGAAGGGUGGAAGAAUGUAUUGAUGAUAGGCUCCAAGGGAAUUUCCCAGCCGAUGAAGUAGUUCCAGUGAUGAAACUGGGCUUGAUUUGCACUUCGCAGGUGCCAUCAAACAGGCCAGAUAUGGGAGAGGUAGUAAAUAUAUUGGAGCUCAUCAGAUGCCCUUCUGAAGGACAAGAUGAGUUGGUAUGAAUAUGAAUAUACAUAUCCAGAAAUUCAGAGUAUGCAAUCCAUGAUGGAUUAUCCGGCGAAGAGGAAUCCGGUUUGUUAGAUUGAUCAAAGAGGAGAAAUUUCAAUGUUGGAAGUUCAUUGCUUUUUGUUUGUUUAUUUUAUUUUUAUUUUAAUGUUCUUAUAUUGGUUCUUCUCUUCUUUGUUAUCUUUUUGUGCUUGUAGUUUCUUCUCAAUGUUACAGUUAGAUUACCGGAUUCCUUUUCACCGGCUUCCAGUUUGGGAACCUUUUGGAUGUUCCAUAUGCCUUAAGUUUCGUUUCUAGUUAUUAGCUGAUAGUAAGAUUUCUGACUCUGAUUUCACAAGGCACAUAGCCUGAAACUUGUGUAUGACUACAUUGUUAACAAAUUUAGUGUCCUUAAUUGAACUUCCUGGUUGAAUUCUUGUUUAUA